Molecule: messenger RNA, 3499 nt
Organism: Gambusia affinis (western mosquitofish)
Lineage: Eukaryota; Metazoa; Chordata; Actinopteri; Cyprinodontiformes; Poeciliidae
Gene: klhdc7a
Product: kelch domain containing 7A
Exons: 1
Coding region: 433-2661 (742 amino acids)
Molecular function (GO): protein binding
Source: RefSeq, a predicted model, not a curated record
UCAGCAAAUUAUAAGCCAGUCCACUCCUUGAUAUGUUUGAUUUGCCGCAGCAUGGACACAAACAUUUUUUUAAAGGUAUCAUUGAUCUGAAUAUGUAGAUGUCCUUUAAAUGGUUUUAAGAAAAACAAGAGUGAGUCAGCAAACCAAAUAUUGUCCCAUUGGUAUUUGUAUAUUCUGUGGAUAGUAAAAGAAACUGCAUCUGACUCGCUACAGGUGGUGUAUGAAAGUGCCCCGCCUCUCCAGAGCGAGGGAUGCAAAUAGGUACUCUAAAGCUAUCAUUUUACACUUGAUCCUUUGGGCAAAGAGGCGUUGUCAUUGGAUCACAGCAGCUCUUUUACAAUGGAAACCAGACAGCUUCAUGCAGCUGAGGCAUUUAGACAAUAGCUGAAAGGUUCAUUCAACCAACGUUUGCUGUCUUAUUUUUUUCCAGCUAUGCCUAUUGCAGACCUUCUCGGAGUCCAGUUCGACAUGCAGCUGCUGGUGAAACUUAGUUUCUCUGCUGCUGCAGUGCUGCUGGUUUCUUGGGCCUACAGAUUCUACAGAUCCAGAGACGUGAGGAAAAUUAAACCCUGUGGCAAAGAAAACAGAGAGGCAGAAAAUUCUGCCAGCCACGACUACAAGAGGACACAGCAGCAUCUCUGUUUUCAAGACAAGGAUGAUGAUGCCAAGCAAGACUUAGCUACUAAUGACUUGGAGUCCAACAGCACCAAGGGAAUACUUAAUGAAUCUCAUUUACACCAAGUUGAAAAGAGUAAGAAUGUAUUUAGUCCUUUAAAUAAUGAUCAAAUUAAAUACAUAGGGAAGGAGAUGGUUCGUCAGGACCAACCAAGUAAUAUUUCAAUUGGAUCUACUUUGAAGAUACAUGAUCCAACAGAUUAUGGGAUGGAAGCUAUUACUGGACGUCGCUCUCCUUGCCGUUUGAAGAAGCUAGAUGGUGGAUUGGGUGUGAGCAGAGAGUUAAGACAGGACUUGGAGCACCAGGGGGUCUACUCCAGCUUCCUCUCUAAGGCGGAGAUCAAAGUAGAAGAUGCCAAAGUAGUACUGGAAGGAUCAGGAGACAAGAUUGUGAGUGGAAAAAUAUAUGACUAUUAUGUUGAAUCUUCCUCUCACUCAAUAACAGAUUCAAAACCUUUGCUUACCCAGUAUGAGCGCAACACUGUAUCAAAGAAGAACUAUGGAACAGAGGACACCAGCUUCAUUGAUUCUCCUGCAGGUAUCGUUAUGCGUGAUUUAGUUCUUCCACAAAGUGCUGUUGUGGAAGACUCCUUACAAGGACACCAGAGGCACCCUGAAAGGCCUUCACUCCUACGCAAGGAGAGCUAUAUGUCUGCAGCAGAACAGUCUGAACCUUCCAUCCACUUUUGGAUUUCAACACAAUCAAGCCCUGUGACUCACCAUGGGGCCUCAGCAGAUAAUGAGACCAUCUAUCUUCAAAAAUCAACAGAUAAAGUACAUAAUGUGAAGGAGGCGACUGAUGUAGAGACUGUAGGAGGUGGUUCAUUCUCGGGUCUUCCAGCAGAAAUAUUCCUCAGCACAGAUCUGGAAAUUUUGAAAAGUAAACUUAAUCUUGGAAACUGUUUAGAGAUACUUCAUCUUGCCAAGAAAAAGGGCCAAAAAUCCGUUCAGCAAGCAGCCCUGGAGGUCAUGUCAGACAACUACCUACAGGUGCUUCGGGACCCCAACCUUUAUGGACGGCUAAUGGCUGAUGAGCGGGAACGAAUUCGGAAGCAGAGAAUGAGAGCGAGAAGGUUUGUCAUAGUUGCAGAUAUGGACCCUCAAGACUGCUUCAGAAAUACAGCAGCACAGAGACAAAAAUCAGAACAGAGGAGCACAUCCAGUGCAAUGUACUUUUAUGAUGACUACAAAGAUGUCUGGCAUUCUCUUUGCCUGAUCCCACAGGAGGUCAUUUCUAAAGCCUGUGCUAUGUGCACAAUGGAUAACUACUUAUUUGUGGCAGUAGGUUGUCAUGGCAGUGACAGAGAAAUGACGCCCUCAAAGAGAGUGUUUUGCUACAAUCCUUUGACAUCCAUUUGGAAAGAGAUCAGUCCUAUGAAUGAAGCCAGGCCCCGCUGCAAACUGGCAGCACUGGAUGGCUACAUCUAUGCCAUCGGAGGGGAGUGUCUCUCCUCUGUGGAGCGCUAUGACCCCCGACAGGACAGAUGGACAUUUGUGGCUCCACUGCCUAAUGAUACUUUUGCUAUUGCACAUCAUGUGACUGUGUGCAGUGGAGAGCUCUUUGUUUCUGGGGGUACUCUUAGAUAUAUUUUACUUCGUUACAACCCCAAAACCAACACCUGGAGGCCAAGUCUUAUAGUAGGCAGCAAAGAUAGAGCUAUAGAUAUGGUUGCUGUGGAAAGAUUUCUCUACAGAUUUGACAUAAACCCAUUACUGGGAGUCAGUGUGUUUCGCUACCAUACGGUGGCACGGCUUUGGUAUGAGUGCAGUGCCAAGCGAAUGCUGCACUGCCCGGCCUUUCAGUGUGUUGCGAUGGAUGGCACAGUUUACUGUCUCAGCCGACACUUCACCAUGAGAUUUGAUGCCGAUGAGAUCUCUCCUGCUUUUGCAGAUGAGGAGUUGAGUGUCCUCUCUGAAGCAAAGGGCUUACUUUUCCCCUUUAUCCUUUCACUACCUGAUAAGAAUCCUCGACAGACAAGUGUGUAAAAAGGACUAAGCUUUUUUUGCUGAUAAGAUUUGAUAGUUACUGAGUACUUGUACAAGAGUUAUUACAUUAGGGUAAUAACUGACUGGGGGGAUUUUAUUGUCUUACAAAAAAUAUCACCACAAACUGGUAAGCCAUUUAUUUGAAAUGUUAUUACUAUACCCUCUUCAUAAAACCACAGCACAUCAGUUUAAUAAACAACUUUAUUUUGUUUUUGGACUAGGUAUUAAACAAAGAUGUGUUGUUUGCUAUGUUCUAUCCUUGGCAGUAUAUAUAAAAGAUUAGACUUUUAAUGAUAGUCAAAUUACUGUUUGCUUAGAUUUACGCAGGAAUUGCUGCCAUGUUAAUUGUUUGCUGCUUUGAUUUGCCACUUCUUCCUCACAUUCUGGUAAUUUAAUGCCAUCCCAGAUGCCUAACCUCUUUCCAGUAAAAGGUAAUUCAUAAAAACAAUCUAGAGUAAAUUAGUUAUUCAAAUUUGAACACUCAGAGUUUGUGCAAUAAACUGAUAAUUUACCUCUGUGCUCAUCUGUGUGAGUCAUGAGUAUAACUAAUGCAGUGGUCUGGAUACAAUGCUAUUAUCUAAAGCUGCUCUUUAAGGAAAUGACAGAUUGUAAAUGGAUAUGCCAUGAGAAUGAAUGGUUUGCUUCCAAAACAUUUGUCACAUUUUAAUCUCUGCAGCAUUUACAUUUUUGCAGGUAUUUGUUAACACUUUAAUAAUUCUUCUUUCAUGAUAAAAAAUGCUUUAUCAGCUCAUUGAGUGGAAUAAUUUUCUUGUAACAGUCAGACAUAUUUACCUUGUAAUCUAUUUUCAUAAACAUCAAAUAAAAGAAAACAAACAUA